UAGUAUUGAAGUAUGAAUUCGCACGAAAAAAUGACAACAAUAUAGAGGCUCGAGUCUCGAUCUAAUCUUUUUCAGAGCCCAUAUAAUAAGCGAAAGUCUAGUCUAAUCCACAUUGUCGGCCUGGUUAAAGUUUAUUGAUCGUCACACUAACAUAAAGACAUCGUUGUUCAGUUCAAGAAUAUCAACGAUGACAAGCUUAUUAUAUUUUUCUUUGCUGCUGUGCUUCGUCACCCAUGUACUUUGCGAGCAACACUGGGCUUUGCUUGUUGCAGGUUCCAGUGGAUAUGACAAUUACAGACAUCAGGCUGACGUCUGCCAUGCAUAUCAUGUAAUAAAGAGUCAUGGUAUCCCAGAUGAAAGAAUCAUUGUGAUGAUGUAUGAUGAUAUAGCCUACAGUCCAUAUAAUCCAGAGAAGGGAAACAUUAUCAAUCAUCCUGAUGGUCCUAAUGUGUACCCUGGUGUUCCUAAAGAUUAUACAAAUACGGACCUUACCCCAGAAGUUUUUCUGAAAGUAUUAACUGGCGAUGCUGCAGGAGUUAAGAAAUUAUUGGGACGUGAGGGCAAGGUCAUUGGCAGUGGUCCUGAUGAUAGAGUGUUUGUAAAUUUUGUUGACCAUGGUGGAGUUGGAAUCCUUUGCUUUCCCAAUGAUGUGCUUCAUGCUGAUGAGCUUCAUGCAACUAUCAAGUAUAUGCACACCAAGAAGCUCUAUAAACAGAUGGUGUUUUAUGUUGAAGCCUGUGAGUCUGGUUCAAUGUUUGAAAAAAUUCUGGAAUCAAAUCUAAAUGUAUAUGUCACCACUGCUGCCAACUCAGUAGAAUCUUCCUUUGGUUGUUACUAUGAUAGUCAUCGCAGCACUUAUCUUGGAGAUGUUUAUAGUGUCAUGUGGAUGGCAGACUCUGAAGUGGAAAAUUUGAAUAUAGAAACACUGGAUGAUCAAUUUAAUAUUGUGCGAGCAGAAACCAACACAAGCCAUGUGUCCAAGUACGGACAAGCUGACUUGGGAAAACUUAAAGUUGCAGACUUUCAAGGCAACCUUACGGAAGGUGCCCUGCGAUUUAUUCCAAACAGAAGAAUUCAUCCAACAGCAGAUGCAGUAUCUGCUGAAGACAUAGAUAUUGAGAUUUUAAAAAGAAAACUCUCAGACUCCAAUGGACUGGAGCAGCUGAAAUACAGGACACAAUUAGAGUCUUUAAUGCAGCAAAGGAAAAAUAUUGAACAGUUUUACAAAAAUGUUGUGGCCAAUGUGACUGACGCUCAUUUGUAUGAUUACUUUGUGAGUGCUCCACUUCACUUCAGUAGCUUCAAAUGUUACAGACAGAGUAUUUAUCUUGUACAGAAAUUGUGUCCAGGCAUGAAGUUGGUGCAGAAUCAAUAUGCUCUAAGAAAACUUCGAGUUCUUGCUAAUUUAUGUGAAAGUGAUAUUGAUGAAAAGAUCUGGUCAGCAGUGGUCAAGGUGUCCCUUCAAUCCAGCUUCUGCUCAGCAUAGGUCCUUAGAAUUAUUUUGAGCUGACUUGUUUUUUUUUAAGUCUCUCAAGAGUUGAAUUUUUUAAAAACUUUUUUUUUAUUGCUAGCAGCUAUUUGUGUAGGUCAGGCUCAGUGUUACUUGAAGAACAACCAAAAUCUCACUCUGCUAUUUUAUACAGUGGAUCUGUUUUAUACAGUGGAUCUGUUUUAUACAGCAUUUAUUGAUCAGCUAUUCUAUUAUAGAGCAAUAAAACUUUGUGAUGAUAAAGGAUUUCUAGAAGCAAAACAAGAUGAUUGAUUUGUUAUGAGGUAAGAUGUUCCUAAUGUGUUCAGACUUUGUAAUAGUGUAGGCCUCCUUCUGUAAUCAUAGUACAUGAUUCUGAUUUUAUUUGUAUAUGUAGGCAGUAAUUUUGUAAUAAAUGAUUAGUGAGCUGCUCAUGUAAUGAAAUGAACUGAUGUGGUAUCACAUUUUAAAUUGACCAAAGUGAUUAUUGUUAGAGAACCUUCAUCUCUAGAAAAAAUUUUUUUAAUAGAAAUUAAUCUCUCAGGAAGUAGGCCUAGUUGAAAUCUAUACACUGUAUUCUUGUUACAAAGUAAAAUGUCUUUCACAAGUUGAUGUUGGAUUGAUUCUAAUAAUGAUUGAAAUCAACAAUUUUAAAGUUUAACAAUCAAAAGUAUUUUUUUUUAUUUGUGUCCCAAGCAUUUUUUAUUAGCUUUGUACUUUUUUUUUUCAUGUCAUAAUUCAAUGUAAAUAAAAUUUGUAUUUUUUUAAUGUUUCAAAAACUGAAAGUCAUUUGUUUUGUAGUACUAAUUUUUUAAGUUGCUGAAUCCAAACCUCUGCUCCCUUAAACACACAAACACCUUUAGGCAGCUUAUUGCACACUGUACACUGUGCUACAUUCUGGCAGAUCCUGCAACACUUCUGACCCAAAAUUGUAUUGGCCAAUACACAGGCUUCCAUUUCUUCUUCCAUGAGAUAAGUCAAGAGUUUGUCUUAUACCUGAAGGAGGCCAAUAGCUUUUAAAAAGAAAUUGAAAUAAUUAUUUGAUAACUUUUCUUCAGAAUAAGCUUCGCCAUUUUUUAAAUAUAUAAAUAAAUAAAUCUAACUGAAGACAUCACACUAUUGCAUUGUGCUCAAUGACCUAUCACCAAUCUAAAGUUACCAAAAUUUGAUUUGUGAACUUGUGAAUAUAUAAUAAUUACAAAAGAUUCUUACUAAAUUAUUAAAUUUUUACUAACUUUACUAUUUUAA
Biomphalaria glabrata is the source of this 2716-nucleotide messenger RNA. RefSeq names its product legumain-like. The transcript is spliced from 13 exons. Lineage: Eukaryota; Metazoa; Mollusca; Gastropoda; Planorbidae. The record is from RefSeq and is a predicted model, not a curated record. The coding region runs from base 188 to 1486 and encodes 432 amino acids. Gene Ontology annotation, molecular function: cysteine-type endopeptidase activity. Gene Ontology annotation, biological process: vacuolar protein processing.